Messenger RNA from Protopolystoma xenopodis, 339 nucleotides. NCBI's taxonomy places the organism in Eukaryota, Metazoa, Platyhelminthes, Monogenea, Polystomatidea, Polystomatidae. The record is from the annotation of a GenBank genome assembly.
AUGGCAAAACUCACUGAUGAUGCCGACAACGAUGCCUGCCAACGUUUGAGAAUGUACCAAGUCCACUGUCUGAUGCUGGGAAUUAUGAAGACUACUAAGGCAGACGACUUCGGUCUAGUGCAAGUCAAUUGGCAGCACAGACAAACAGAAAAAGAGGGUAUCGGUGGUCGUGUAGGCCUAGACGUGCCAGUAAAAAGAAGUGGCAGCAUUCUACCAUCGUCUUCUGAUUCGAUCGGUCUAUGGAUCUCCCCAUCACUCAUGCUGGGCAAUAGCUCCGUCUUUUCACAAACCUCUUUGAUAGCCUAUAAUACGGCAAGAACCAUAGGGAGUCAAAAUUAA